UUGGCCCGUGUGGGCGCAUUUCGAAAUUGUCCUGUCCGUCGCGGCGUUUUGGAUGAACGGGUUUUGUGCUUUGAAGCCUUUGAAUUCGUGCCUGCUGCUUCAACAACCCGAAACAAAAGUGCAACGCUUUCAAAUUAAUCGAUGUGCCGUCCAAUCUAAAUAGUAUUCGCUGCUGUUGUUGCCAGUUAGUUGCCAAUGAAUUGCCAAAGACAACAAAGUUUUGCUUAAGCCAUCGAUUUUUCGCGCUGUUUAAAACGCGUCUUCUGUGCGUCUCUGUGUGUCUGUGCGAGUGUUAGUGUGAGAGUGUAUCUGUGUGAGGACCUUUACACAUACAUACAUAUUACCAAAAUACAAGCAGGCAAAAACGCAGACAAAAAGUCCUUCACAGCUGCUGUUGCCGCUGUGCAGCUGCUGUCAGAAGGUACAAAAACGGCAACAGGAACAACAACAAUGCCUAACUGAUCCCAUAACGUUCACCUGGCAGUUCUCUUUGCUCUCUUCACCUCUCUCAGCCAUUGUAUGUGUGUGCGUGUGUGAUAUUUGUGCAUUCAAUUUGCACAAAAAUUUAAGCAAAUUCGCAAAUUUGUAAAUCCGCCCGUCCACGAACAACGCAAAUUGCCAUCCAUUUUGAUUUUGCACACACACGGGGAGCAAUAAUAGAAUUUAUCCCGUACUCCCCCCCGUACAAACAAAAUCAACAAGCGAGAGCUGCAGCGCGUGCAGCGGGAGUGAAAGAGAAGGCGAGCAUGCCUUGGGGGACCCUCUGACAUUUUCAUCAGGAACAACCAAACACACAACAGCAACAACAACAACGGCAACAUCAACAACAACACUACAACAGCAGCAACAACAACUGUGUAUCUUUGCUGGCACAGUUAUUUGUACUGCGCUCUCUGUGGCCAGUGAGCUGCCAUGUCGGGCACGCUCUUCGAGAUGGAGGAUCCACAGCAACAGUUGGAGACAGAGCAGCAGUUGUCGCUGUGCCUGGCCAGAAGUCUGGAGUUGAACGAUGUGGAAUCCUUGACGGUUGUCAGCUCCACAACGAUACAGAGCAAUUGCGAUGGCAGUGACAGUGGCUUGGAUGUGCCCAGCAGCUGUUGCAUGUCCCGGGUCACCUUGCAGCGUGGCUUGAGCAGCACCAGCGGCGGCUACACCAGCAGCAAUGGACUCGAGGAGAUCUACGACAGCUGUGAGCUGCAGCUCAUCGGCGGCGUCUCCCCCAGCGAGCAGGGCAGCGAGUGCUCCCAGAAGACGACGCCUCCAAGACGUGCAAAUGGCAGUGUCAAGAAAAAGGUGGCCAUGUUCGAGCCGGAGCCUUGUCCAUCCCAAUCCCAGUCUCCAGUCAAGACGCAGGAGCAGCUGCGUGGUCGUGUGGCCAAUUUAAAGCGUGCCGCCAGUUUGCCCAGAAAUGGCACGCCCACCACGCCGGGCAGAGAGAAACCACGUAUCUCCAAUUCCAGCUCCUUUCGGGUGCCAACAAACGCGGCCACGCCCACGCCGAUGAGGACACCACGCCCCCAGAAGCCAGACACGCUGCCCAGCGCCUUGAAUCGUGCACAAUCCGUGCAGCGACUCGCCCAAGUGCAACGCACUCCAUCCCUGAGUCGAGCACGCACCCCUGGCACACCCUCCGACGACGGACGCUGGCCAGCCAAUCGUGGAUCAGCCGGAGCACGUCGUGGCAUGUCCGUGACGCCGGACGUGAUGGCCAAUCGGAUGCGGGGCAGUCCAGCGCCAGGUGGCACCUUGCCACGUCGCCGCAAGCAACAGUCUGUGGAGGAUCUGAGCGUGGGGCGUUUGUCGCGCAGUAAUUCGAUCAGUCGGGCGGCUGUGGUGGAUGCCAGAAUGACGUCAUCGGUGAUGCUGAUGCCCACGAGUCGGAGAACUCUGGCGCCACCUGCAACCACUGCCACCGCCAAGGUGAACUCGUUGCGUCGUCCGCAACAACAGUUGUCAGUGCCCAGGACACGCAUCUACCAUGAGACGGCGGUGCAAACAGCACUGACCAGCGAGGAUCUGGAGCAGGUGCUUGGUGGUGGCGUGCUGCAAACGCGUGCCUUGGACGCCGUGGAGCAGCAGGAUCAGAGCACACAAGCGGAGCCGGAUCAGCGGGAUCAUGAGCUGGAGCAACUGCGUCAGGAGGUGCGUCAACUGAGUGGCAAGUUGCAGCGCGAGCGGGAGGAGAAACUGGCCAUGCAGCAGGAGUUGCAUCUGAAUACGGAGCGGGUCAUGAGCAUGUUGGGAUUGGCACGCGUGGUCAGCGCCAAUGCGGGCACACCCACGUCCGAGGAUAGCGGCGAUGGCAGCGGUCACGACAGUCUGCUCAUGCUGGAGUCACAGAUCCAGAUGAGUGGCCACGAGCUGUUCGAGCGCCAGCAGCAGAUUCGACAACUGAAGGCAGUGUGCCAUGCUUUGAAUCUGGAGAUGCAACGCUCGCUGGCCACACAACAGCUGCUGCUCCAGGAGAAGGCCGCCAUUGAGCAGGAGUCGAGUGAGCUGCAGGAUUUCCUGCAGCAUGAGAAGGCUGCCCAAUGCGAUGCGCUGCGGGAACUGGAGACGGAGUAUCAGGCGGCCAAGGCACAGCUGGCCAAUCGCGAGGAGGAGGCCAAGGUGUUGCGGGAUGAGUGUCGUCAUCUUGUGCGUCUUAACGAGCAGCGACGUCAGGAGAAUCGUCUGCUGCAAACGAAAUACGCCGCAUUGGAGAACAAAUCCCGGGAGUUGAUACAUCAACAGAAUGCAGCGGUCGCAGGAGCAUCCACAGCUCUGUCCGGACUCCAUGCGCGUCUGGACAGUCUCGUGGAGCAGCUGGUGUGCUCCUACAGCAUUUCCGAGCAGGAUCUGGAGGACAUACGCUUCCAGGCGGAAUCCCUGGCUGUGGAGACGGAGCACGCCCAGAAUGGCCUUAAGCCGAACGGCUUGGACUUGCCCCUGAGUCCUGCAGCUGCUGGCGAUGCUCUACACACGUUGGUCCUCACCAGCGACGGUUCGUUGUCGCCGCAACGCAAUCAAUCCUUCAUAGCCGCCGUCAUUGGUGCCAUACGCCAGGCCACGACCCACUCGGGAAAGCGUCUGUCGCAGCGCAAGCGACAGGGUCAAGGAUCAGCUGCAGCUGUAGGCUAUGCCAUGCCAGGAACACUGCACAACAACGAGCAAACCAAUCUCAAUGGCAAUGGCGGCGAUGAUUCCGAUUCCACAGAGAUGCUGGACUCGGAAACAGAGCCUUGUCUGCUCAUGAUGGACAAUGUGCUGGAGGAUGUAGUGCAUCCGGAUUCGCACUCCCACAACAUGGUCUCCUCCUGCACGGGCAUGAUCUCGCAAAUCGAGCUGCCCACGGAGCUGAUCAGCAGUCAGUGCAGCCAGCAUCAGGUGACUGUCAAUGCUGAUGAUUCACUGCAGCAAUUGUCACAGGCCAUCACCAAUCGCCAGCAGAUGGAACUGCACGUACAUAAGCUCAGUGUGCUGCCCAUGAACAAUCGCGAUCAAUGCAACACGGAGGAGCUAAGUUGCCAUGAUUCCCUUGCGGAUCUGCCCUCAUUGAUGGAGUACAGCACAGCUCAGGCUGUUGUCGAUCAGGUCAUUGAGGUGGACACACUGGUCACCAAAUUGCUCAAGGUUCUGCGUCUUGUGCAGCUGGACAACGAUAAUUGUAUUCAGCAACUGAUCGUGGACAAAAACAAACUACAACAGCAUAAGGAGGAUAUGCUGGAGAAGCUAAAAGACUUGGAGGAUGUCAAUCUAAAGCUGCAGGAUGAGCUCAUGGAUGCCACACAGGAGCUGAUGAUCAAGGGCAGCGAUUUAGGUGGCGCCAAGGCUGAAAUGCAGCGACAUCGCAACGAAAUCGACCGUCUCAAUGAGGACAUCUGCACGCUGAGCACUUUAUGCAGCAGCUAUAAGAAGCUGUCGCCCACCACAGAGUUUCCGCCCAUGCAGCUGCUGUCACCCAUCCAGGAGCCGGAACAGGGCGAUGUCCUGGGCAUUUUGAAUCUACUGAAGAUGUGGCAUUCCGGCGGACAGCUGCAGGAUGUCCGUGUCAGCAGCUAUUUGACAUCUAUCACACAGCAGACGGUGAAUACUCUUCCUCAGCCGGACAACAAUAAUGUGGAGCGUCUGCGCAUCUAUGCCAACCAAUUGGAGCAUGUCUCACGUGUCCUGGACGACUGUCAGAGCUUGGAGCAGCAUACGCCAUUGCAGCAGCUGCGUAAGGAUAUGGAAAUAGUGCGUCUAAAUGCCAACUGGACACAACUGUUGGACAACGCCAACUCCAACUCCGUCAACACGGAGCAACGAGAUCUCAAUGCAAAUGAAGCGGAUGUGCCCACAUCAAGGCCUUGAAUGGUGUCAAAUUGUUGUUUAUUAUCUAGUUAACUAUUAGUACUUAAAAGUUGUUUAACUUAACGUAGUUAGUUACAAAUGUUUGCGUCCAAUUCUAAUCGAAAAAGAAGGCUAAAAUUAGACAAGCACAUUCAUUUGCUAGCGGCCAAACAAAAUCUAUUUAAAUUUCUUUCAAAGGUCAAAUUUUAUAAUCAAAAUCUUAGCAUUAUGGUGCUCCAGAAUGCUCCUAGCUAUAAAUUUACGUUGCAUAAUUUAUGAAUGCAUUACAAGUCUACAGGUUUAAAAUUAGACAAAAUUAUUUAAUUGAUAGCAGUCUAAAAAUCUAUUCAAAAUUGUUGCAAAGUCAAAUUUGGUAAUCAAAAUCUUAACGUUUCUGGCAGAAUGCCUAUUUUAAACUAAUUAUGUUGCAUACUUUCAGGAUGUAUUGAUAUUAAUAGUUAUGUGCGAUUAAUUGCCAAUAUUCUGUUGCAUACCGUCAGGCGGCAAAAUAAAAGGCUUGAGCAACAAUAUUCAAAUUAUACGUUGCAUACUCUUAGGCGGCAAUUUGUAAAGCUGACUGCAACGCUUUUAUGCGUUUUGAAUAUAGUAUUAUUAUUGUAUUGCAAGCAGUGAGCCAGAGGCAACUUAGGCACUGGGCGUGGCUAUCUGAAUUUAUAGAACUAUAUAUAAAUACGAUUAAAAUACCAUUUGUUUUUUGACUUGAUAGCAAGUUGUUUGUAUAAUACACGUAUAAUAAAUAGGCAUAAACUAAA
Molecule: messenger RNA, 5084 nt
Organism: Drosophila innubila
Lineage: Eukaryota; Metazoa; Arthropoda; Insecta; Diptera; Drosophilidae
Gene: corn
Product: sporulation-specific protein 15
Exons: 9
Coding region: 913-4332 (1139 amino acids)
Source: RefSeq, a predicted model, not a curated record